AUGAUUGCUCGUUGUCAUGCGAAGUGCUGGAUCAUUCAGCUUAAGGAAGAAAACCAGAACCUGCAAUUGUCAACUAAUCAACGAGGAAUUAAAGGACACAUAAUCAUCUAUCCUCAGUGCCCGGAAGGUAUUGCCGCCAUCUUGCCUCCAACAGUUGAUGACAUUGUCACUCCAAUCUGCGUCAUUUUUGUAGGUUCAUGUCCACCAUCUCGAGAAUGGCUUCAAGAAAAAGCCAAACCUUUGAUAGUGCGAAGAGAAAAAGACAUUACCAUUGAUCACACUAUACUGGAUUUGAUGGAAGAGGAGACAUUGAUGCCCUUUCAUGUCAAUCAUAUUCUUCCUGAUGAUGUAUACGAUGCAGACGAAGUGAUGCAAUUGGAAGACUCACUUGAUUCGGAGUCGCAUUCAGUCGAACCUCAGUCUAAUUUUGAGAGUGUGGUGGUUACUGAUGUCGAUGCUGUGGCAGUACGUCAUAUAAAGAACAAGGGUGGUGGAUAUGUCCAAAUCCCCCAUGAUCCUUUUAGAAUGUGUCAUAGUCAAUCAAGCCGGGGAGCUUUGUAA
Messenger RNA from Suillus subalutaceus, 561 nucleotides. RefSeq lists its product as uncharacterized. The transcript is spliced from 4 exons. Lineage: Eukaryota; Fungi; Basidiomycota; Agaricomycetes; Boletales; Suillaceae. The record is from RefSeq and is a predicted model, not a curated record. The coding region runs from base 1 to 561 and encodes 186 amino acids.